AUGUAAUUUAAUUUAAAUUUAAAUAAACAUGUCAACAGACAACUCAGAAUUAUUGAAUAAGUUUCUGACCGAAUUUAAUCAAUUAAAGAAAUAAAACUAAGAAUCUAAACAUAUCAAUCACUUACUAAAGAAAACUAAUUGUUGGUUUAAGAAUUAAAUAAAAUCAAAAAAGAAAAUCAAAGAUUGAUAGACAAUAAUUCAUUUCUUACUGAUUAACUUAAUUAAUUAAAAGAAUUGUAUUAAGAAACUAAGCAAGAAUUAUAAGAAUCAUUUAAUUUCAUCUAAACAAUUAAUAAAACUAUCAAAACCGGUACAUUUGAACACGAUGAUAAUGAUAUAAAUAAAUUAAUGGAAAUUUUUUCUGUAAAUUCUAUGGAAUAAUUAUUAAUUACUGCUGAAAAAGUUAAAACUGUCAUGUUAGGGGUUGCUCAUUUGGAAUAAUUUUGUAAACAAAUUUGUGAAUUAAUAUAUGACUAAAAUGAAGAAUAAUAUAAUUUAGAAUAAGUAUUUCCAAUAAUUCAAAAAUGGAAAUUUGAUUCUAAAUAUGUUGAUUGUUUCUUGAUCUUUAAAAAUUAAUUAGAAUAAACUCUUUAAUUAAAAUAAUCUACUGAUUCAUAGAUAUAUGAUGCAAUUAAAUCCUUAUAAAAUACAUCAAAUAAUGACAUUCAAACUAUAAAAUAAUUAUUUAAAAUAGAUUCAAGUGAAAAUUUAAUGUUUAAAAUGAGUUAAACCUUUAUAUUAUUAUAGGAUAUCUGA
This is a messenger RNA of Paramecium sonneborni, 756 nucleotides long. NCBI's taxonomy places the organism in Eukaryota, Ciliophora, Oligohymenophorea, Peniculida, Parameciidae. The record is from the annotation of a GenBank genome assembly.